Microdochium trichocladiopsis is the source of this 420-nucleotide messenger RNA. RefSeq lists its product as uncharacterized. Bases 1 to 420 code for a protein of 139 amino acids. The transcript has a single exon. The record is from RefSeq and is a predicted model, not a curated record. Lineage: Eukaryota; Fungi; Ascomycota; Sordariomycetes; Xylariales; Microdochiaceae.
AUGCUGGCCCCAGACAUGUACUGUGGAACCUGUGCCGGCAAUUGGGCACUGCUCCUUCGGCUGCUGGAAAGGCCACAAUUUCACGACAGAUCGGGCAUUCUGAAAUUUGAUUCGGCGCCUCAAGGUACGGGUCAGGGUCUUGCAAGCCUUGCUGUAGUGACUGGCUCCAUCUUUGACGCUUUCGCCUACGACAACCCGGUGACGAGCAUGAUGUUUGACGCACGGCGCAUUGUGAGCGCGGCGGGCGAGGACGUUGUCAAGGUGUAUGACAAGAUGGAAUCGCGGCAGUGGGACUGCGGCGCGGGCAUCACGCAAGCCGAGGAGAACAGGACGCCAGCCAUUGUGGAGCAUGUACGCAUCCGGGACGGCUACCUGGUGGAGGGCCGCCGCGAUGGUCUGGUCGGUGUCUGGGCUUGCUAG